This is a messenger RNA of Suillus subalutaceus, 597 nucleotides long. RefSeq lists its product as uncharacterized. Bases 1 to 597 code for a protein of 198 amino acids. The transcript has 7 exons. Lineage: Eukaryota; Fungi; Basidiomycota; Agaricomycetes; Boletales; Suillaceae. The record is from RefSeq and is a predicted model, not a curated record.
AUGAUCGGCAUCCCCAAGACGCGUUCGCCGGAUGAAAAUUGGGCAGCGCCGGUCCAAGACGAGUUAAUGGUAUACAGCGUCCCUGGUUCUUAUUUUUUCCUAGCGUUCUCAAGGUCAGUGUUCUCAGUGUUCUGCCAAGGUCAGGCUUUUCAAUGCGCUGCCAAGGUCAGGCUCCUCAACACGCUGCCAAGUUCAGGUGCAUUGGAGAAACUCAUUCAUGAGUGCUCCCAUAACCAAGUUCAGGCACUGCAGGAGAAACUCACAAGUGCUCCGUUUAUGAUUACAGGCGCGCUGGAGAAGCUUACAAGUGCUCCAUUUAUGAUUACAGGUGCACUGGAGAAGCUUACAAGUGCUCCGUUUAUGAUUACAGGCGCACUGGAGAAGCUUACAAGUGCUCCGUUUAUGAUUACAGGCGUGCAGGAGAAGCUUACAAGUGCUCCGUUUAUGAUUACAGGUGCGCUGGAGAAGCUUACAAGUGCUCCCUUUAUGAUUAUAGGCGAGCUGGUGGACAAGAGAACUAGAUUAUGUAGGAUAGGGAUACAGUAUGAUGGUGUGCCGCUGUACGGAUAUGUAAGGUGGCGAGGUCGAAGAAUAUGA